AUGGCCGGGAAUCAUUUUAAGGAAGGGGAGAGAUUAGGAGAAGUAAUUGAAGCAGUAUUGGAGAGUGAUUUACGAAAAUUAAGAUGCAAAAAAGUAGAUAUUGAAUGUAUGACUAAAGCAAUUGAUAUUGGAAUUGAAGAGAUAAAUGCUCAGAAACUUGAUCUAAAGUUAGAACUAAAAAAAUUAUCUGACAAAAUUAAAGCUAACAAUGAAACUAGAAAAUGUAUUGAAAUGGAAGAUAUGAUAUCUGUUCCUCAUUUUAAUAAAUAUUGCUAUUGUAUAAAUCCAUGUAGUUUUUUUCCUGGAAAGGAAAUAUUACUCAAUUUAUUAAAUGAAGAAAGUUUUUGUGUUUCAAAAAGUAAUGAUUUUAUUCUAGUUGGCAUCAAUCACUUAAACAAAACCUAUGAAAUUAUGAAACAGAAAAAAAAAUCGCUUUUAGAAAAUUUGGAGAAGAUUUACAUUUUAGAAAAAAAAUUAAUGAAUUCAAUAGAAGCUAGGAGAAGACUUGAAGAUAAAAACCAAGCUGCAAUACUUCAGAAGAUUCAAAAAAAGUUCUCCAAUUUUGAAAAAGGAACUAUUAAAUCAUAA
Cryptosporidium muris RN66 is the source of this 588-nucleotide messenger RNA. RefSeq lists its product as uncharacterized. The transcript has a single exon. The coding region runs from base 1 to 588 and encodes 195 amino acids. The record is from RefSeq and is a predicted model, not a curated record. Lineage: Eukaryota; Apicomplexa; Conoidasida; Eucoccidiorida; Cryptosporidiidae.